This is a messenger RNA of Stegastes partitus (bicolor damselfish), 791 nucleotides long. Its product is annotated as dipeptidase 1-like. The record is from RefSeq and is a predicted model, not a curated record. The transcript has 6 exons. Gene Ontology annotation, molecular function: metallodipeptidase activity. Lineage: Eukaryota; Metazoa; Chordata; Actinopteri; Pomacentridae. The annotation marks the transcript as partial. Gene Ontology annotation, biological process: proteolysis.
AGAAAGACCUACUUUCAUGCUUCAAGGUAAAGAGAGACCAACUAGAUCACGUUUGUGUUGGAGGGUAAGUUUAGAGACACAAGGAAAAAGCAGAGCAGCUCAUUCAACAGUGUGUGAAAGUUCAGGAAAUGCUGACCAAGGUUGUGUUAGCUUCAUGCGUGGUGCUGUGGGUCAGUUCUACCUCGGCUCAGGAGCCAUUCAUGACCAGAGCCCUUCAGCUGAUGUCUGAGACGCCGCUCAUCGAUGGCCAUAACGACCUGCCCUGGCAGCUUCUGGCGCAGUUCAACAAUGAGCUCAACAAAGUGGAUCUUCACACACUGCAGACAACACACACCAACAUCCCUAAGAUCAAGCAGGGACGGCUUGGUGCACAGUUCUGGUCAGCUUUUGUGCCCUGUGACACUCAGUACAAAGAUGCUGUCAGACAAACACUGGAGCAGAUAGAUGUGGUCCACAGGAUGUGCCUGAAAUACCCAGAAACCUUCAUGUUUGCCACCAGCAGCCAAGAAAUCAUGGACGCCUUCAGAAUGAACAAGACAGCCAGUCUGAUCGGGGUGGAGGGCGGUCACUCCAUCGACAGCAGCCUGGGCACCCUGCGCACCAUGUACCACCUGGGGGUCCGAUACCUCACACUCACGCACUCCUGCAACACACCCUGGGCAGAUAACUGGCUUGUUGACACUGGAUCAGAACAAUCUGAGCACAAAGGUCUGUCUCCUUUUGGCAAGCAACUAAUUUUGGAAAUGAACCGUUUGGGGAUGCUGAUCGAUCUGGCUCACGUGACUGUAGCA